This is a messenger RNA of Colletotrichum aenigma, 654 nucleotides long. It is a transcript of the gene aclL-4, whose product is annotated as Cytochrome P450 monooxygenase aclL. Gene Ontology annotation, molecular function: oxidoreductase activity, acting on paired donors, with incorporation or reduction of molecular oxygen; iron ion binding; monooxygenase activity. The record is from RefSeq and is a predicted model, not a curated record. Bases 1 to 654 code for a protein of 217 amino acids. The transcript has 3 exons. NCBI's taxonomy places the organism in Eukaryota, Fungi, Ascomycota, Sordariomycetes, Glomerellales, Glomerellaceae.
AUGAAGAAGUGCGUCGCAGAGCAGGACACCACCACACGCAAGGACUUCCUGACCAAGGUGCUGCAGCAGCACGCCAAGUCCAAGAUAGACAUCUUGGAGAUCCAGCUGGCCGCGCAGUCGGAGCUUCUAGCCUGCGUCACAGCCGAGGUGCGCGCUGCUUUCCGCACCAGUGCUGAGAUUACAAAUGCGUCCGCCGAGAAACUGGAGCUCCUCUAUCGCGUGUGCCUUGAGGGCUUGCGUCUCCCCACGGGAGCGCCGCCCAUCUUGCCGCGCUUGGUACCCCGAGGCGGCAACACUGUUGACGGAUAUUUCCUUCCCGGCGGCACCCCGGUGACCAUCGCCCCCAUGGUCGCAGGGCUCCACCCCGAUAACUUCAAGGACCCAAUAGUGUUUAAUCCAGAUCGGUGGUUAGGCAAGGGAGGGGACAUCUUAGAGGCGAGUCAGCCCUUUUCGCUUGGUGCCCGCGGGUGCGGAGGAAAGCCUAUCGCGUGGAUGGAAGUGCGUGUGACAUUAGCCAAGAUGCUCUGGACCUUCGACAUGGAACUGGAGAACCCCGAGUUGGACUGGAUCGGGAAGGAUUUCGACAACCUGCCGCAGUACGCUUUGUGGGUCAGGCAAAACUUGCACAUCAAGGCCCGAGUGGCUAAGCACUAG